Brienomyrus brachyistius is the source of this 3722-nucleotide messenger RNA. It is a transcript of the gene peli2, whose product is annotated as pellino E3 ubiquitin protein ligase family member 2. The record is from RefSeq and is a predicted model, not a curated record. Lineage: Eukaryota; Metazoa; Chordata; Actinopteri; Osteoglossiformes; Mormyridae. The transcript has 6 exons. Gene Ontology annotation, molecular function: ubiquitin protein ligase activity; protein binding. Gene Ontology annotation, biological process: protein polyubiquitination; regulation of Toll signaling pathway. The coding region runs from base 251 to 1525 and encodes 424 amino acids.
CUGUUUUCGAGUCUGUUCCAAAGAGGAUUCAACCGCCUAAGUGCGGACUGCGAGUUCGAACUUGUGUCUUCGCUUGAUAAAGUUUAAACGGUCACAAGCGUGAGGGAAGCGCAAGGUCCGAGUUCAGAAAGCGAUUUUACGUCACUAUGCUGGUAGAGGGAGGUCUGAAAUGGACGUAACUGGUCCGCUUUGAAGGAUAUUCACUACAUUUCCAUUUUAAGCCUGGGGAGGACGAAUUUAACGAAGCCUCAUGUUUUCGCCCAGCCAGGAGGAGCGCUGCACCCCCACGAAAGAGCCUGUGAAGUAUGGGGAGCUGGUGGUGCUGGGGUACAAUGGCUCCCUGCCAAGCGGUGACCGGGUCCGCAGGAAAAGCCGGUUUGCCCUGUUCCGUAGGACCAAAGCCAAUGGCGUAAAGCCCAGCACAGUGCACGUCCUCAGCUCGCCGCAGGCCAGCAAGGCAGUGAACUGCAGGGGGCAGCACAGCAUCUCCUACACCCUAUCCCGGAACCAGACGGUCGUGGUGGAAUACUGUCAUGACAAGGACACCGACAUGUUCCAGAUCGGUCGCUCUACGGAGAGCCCCAUCGAUUUUGUGGUGACUGACACGGUGUCCGGGAGCCAGGGCUCAGAGGAGACUCCCAUCACGCAGAGCACCAUAUCACGCUUUGCCUGCCGCGUGGUCUGUGAGCGCAGCCCCCCCUACACUGCCAGGAUCUAUGCCGCCGGCUUCGACUCCUCCAAAAACAUCUUCCUCGGGGAGAAAGCUGCCAAGUGGAAGAACCCGGAUGGUCACAUGGACGGCCUGACGACCAAUGGGGUACUGGUCAUGCACCCCAGGGGCGGCUUCACGGAGGACUCGCGGCCCGGCGUCUGGAGGGAGAUCUCUGUGUGCGGCGACGUCUACACGCUGAGGGAGACCCGUUCGGCUCAGACCCGUGGCAAGCUGGUGGACAGCGAGAGCAACGUGCUGCAGGAUGGCUCACUGGUGGACCUGUGCGGUGCCACACUGCUGUGGCGUACGGCGGAUGGCCUGUUCCACACACCCACACAGAAGCACCUGGAGGCGCUGCGGCAGGAGAUCAACGCGGCACGGCCCCAGUGCCCCGUGGGCCUCAACACGCUGGCCUUUCCCAGCCUGCAGCGCAGCCGCACCCUGUCCACGCUGGAAGACAAGCAGCCCUGGGUGUACCUGGCCUGUGGUCACGUGCACGGCUAUCACGACUGGGGCCACCGCUCAGAGCGGGAGUCCAACGCGCAGCGCGAGUGCCCCAUGUGCCGUGCCGUGGGCCCCUACGUGCCACUCUGGCUAGGCUGCGAACCCGCCUUCUACGUGGACGCGGGCGCACCCACGCACGCCUUUGUGCCGUGCGGACACGUGUGCUCCGAGAAGUCUGUCAAGUACUGGGCCGAGAUCCCACUGCCGCACGGCACGCACGCUUUCCACGCCGCCUGCCCCUUCUGUGCCACACAGCUGGAGCCCUCGCAGAGCUACGCCAAGCUCAUCUUUCAGGGGCCCAUCGAUUGAGGGGCGCCCCCCCUCCCCCCCACUGUGAAGCUCCCAUUUGGGUUUGUACUUACUGCCACCUUCAACUCUUGAGUCCCAUUCUGCCCCCCUCAGUUGACAUUUAGUUCCCCGCUCUGGUCUGACUGACAUCUGGGUGAGGGAGGGGCUCCUUUCUCAGGCUGGCUGUUCAGAUGAGUCCAACUUGCCUUCGCGCUACCACUUCAUCUCUACACGGAGUUGUCUGAACUGCUCUGGCGCAUUUUCAUGUUUUUAACAAGACAAAGAUGGCUAAUAAUGCAGAUGCUGCCCGCCUGGCACGCUCCGCUGUCUCUGAAGGGCUAACUUCCGGUCAACUGUGCUACUUCCUGUUGCUAAAACGCCAAGAUGUAGCGGAAGCGGGAAAGGAGGCGUGAGCUAUGGAAAGCGCUUGCUGUGUGGUCCUCGGAAGCUUUUUUUUUUGGGGGGGGGGGGCAUACAGCUGGACUGUUGGCUGGGAGCAGGACAGAAGGAGCCAAAAGCCUUGUGGGUAACUGGGUAACCACUCCCACUGGGUUCUGGGAUAUGAUUGGAUGAGGUGCCUGGAACGUUGCUCAGCCUGGAUGCCCAUCUCUGCAUCCAGGAGCAUUUCUCAGUGUGUGCGGUUGCCCUUCAUUAAUAUACAUGGACUGAUUUCAGAGUCCGCUGCCCCAGCCAAUCCCUCAGAAUGUUUUAAUAGAUGAUAUAACAAAGUACUUUUAAUUAAGAGGUUCUGAGUGGGGGUAGAGGGAUGUUUCAAAGCAAUAGUAAAUCCUGUGUUUUCCUAUUUCCCCCCCUAUUUUUCAGGAAUAUUUUCCUACACUGAGACUGUAUAGUUUUCUAAUUUAAAUGAUAAUAUAUUUUCUCUUGUAUGCUCUGAGUGCUCAUGUCAGGGUGCCUCUGCUUUCUGUUGCUGUCUGAUCGGCAGCUUCCUCAAGGCCCUCAGUGCUGUUUUAUUGAGCGCAUAACCCUGCCACUGCUUCCAUUAACCCUUAUUUCAGGUGUACAUGUGGUUUACUGCCACCCAGUUGUAGCGGUGAAUGUAUUACAUCGCCUGCAUGCCUUUCGCCCCGCUCUGGAUGCGUGGGACAGUCUGCUGGCUGCCGUCAGCUUUUCAGAUCGCGGCCUCUCUCCAUGACGCUUUCUGUCGUGUGGCCUCGUCCUGUCCCCUGUCUGCCACCCCCACACUCCCCCUGUGCUAUACGCUAUGUCGUAUUCCUCACGUCUGCGCUUUACUUUCAUCCCGCUUCGCCCGUUUGCCUUUUAUGCUUUUGUACCGCAGUUUUCGGCAGACCCCAGAUUACUUCUCGGUUUCGCUUUCUAGCUGCCUGCCGGCGGGAUUUCGCAGUUUCCGGCUCAUGUUGUAACAGGUGGCAUUAUUAAGCAGUUUGUAGACAGACCAUUCAAUUCAACACUAAAGGUGGUUUCCUUCUGAUGGCACACUUGCUGUUCAAGCCAAAGUCCCUGUCAGCCAGUAAAGGUGCUGCAUCUCUCUGUGCAAUCCAUUUACCAGGUGCAAUUAUGACCAAGACUGUCACCACAAGUGUGUAGGGUGGCAGUGUUAUAGGUUUUCUAAGUGCCGCAAUUAGUUCAGACACCUGGGGAGAGUGUCCGCUGAAUCCACAUAUUGGUGUGAAACCGUGCUUAUUCAGAAACACGCCGUUGAGAUAGUGCCCCAUGUGACGGCUCUUCCACUACUGUCCGUUAGCACAUGGAGGCCAGACCUUCGGAUCGACCUAAUCAAGGAGUCUGGAAAAACACUUGUGUGGCAGAUUUGGGGUACAAAGUGGAACAAACCGUAAAGGAGCCAAUGUAAGUGGUUAUCUUCCUGAGGAAACCACAGCAAUAAUCGUGACCUCAUCGAGGUCCACUUCAAUAUUUAUAAUGCCCAGCAACCCAUAAUGCUCAGUUGCUCUAAUAUGUGUGGAAUAUGCAAUAAAGAUGUCAGAAAAAUUCUGUGUGUUACAGAACUGCUGGGGAGACCCCUCAGUGAGCUCUAAGUGGUGUGGCGGUGCGGGAGGUAUACGUUUGCCCUGUCGCAUCUCAUUUACUGCUCAUUCUAACAUUCCUGUCUGGGGCUGGUCCUCCCACCACCAGGGGGUGCCACAAUUGUAUUUGUUUGUCCCUCAUCUUUUAUACAGUUGUUGGGGUGCUUGGGCACUCUAAAGGUUUACUUUACUAAAAAUAAAUGUUUAAAACAUCA